Molecule: messenger RNA, 1869 nt
Organism: Pseudophryne corroboree (corroboree frog)
Lineage: Eukaryota; Metazoa; Chordata; Amphibia; Anura; Myobatrachidae
Exons: 2
Coding region: 1-966 (321 amino acids)
Source: RefSeq, a predicted model, not a curated record
AUGAGGCCAUUGUUCUUUACUCAAUUGCAAAUUUUAUCUAUUAUUUUCUCUAUCUAUACCACAUCUCUUGGCAAACUAAUCAACUCUUUCGGAUUUCAGUACCAUCUGUAUGCGGAUGAUACUCAAAUCUACCUAUCCUCCCCUGAUUUGUCACCAUCUGUAUUGGGCCGUGUCACUGAAUGCCUUUCUGCCAUCUCAUCUUGUAUGACAUCUCGCCACCUCAAACUUAAUAUUUCCAAAACAGAAUUAAUUAUAUAUCCACCGGCCAAUAUUAGUUUCCAACCUGAUAUCUCUAUCACUGUUGAGAACUCUGCAAUCACCCCUACCCCACAAGCUCGCUGCCUAGGUGUCAUUCUUGACUCUGAACUGUCCUUUGUUACCCACAUUCAAUCUGUCUCAAGAUCAUGUUACAUACAUCUAAGAAACAUAUCCAAAAUACGCCCUUAUCUUACACAAGACACAGUAAAAACUCUAAUCCAUGCUCUCAUUAUCUCCCGCAUUGAUUAUUGUAAUAGUCUCCUGACCGGUCUUCCCAAACAUAGGCUCUCACCACUACAAUCCAUUUUGAAUGCAGCUGCGAGGCUAAUCUUCCUUGCCAGACGUUCAUCGUCUGCAGAUCCGCUCUGUCAGUCCCUCCAUUGGUUACCGGUAUUCUACCGUAUUAAAUAUAAAAUACUUUUACUCACAUACAAGGCUAUUAACCAAACUGCACCAACAUACAUCUCUUCACUCAUCUCAAAAUAUCUCCCUACCCGACCUAUCCGCUCUGCACAAGAUCUACGUCUCUCAUCCACACGCAUUACUUGUUCACACUCAAAAUUACAGGACUUUAUCCGGGCUUCACCCACUCUGUGGAAUGCCCUCCCACGCACAGUAAGACUCGCCUCUAGUCUCCAAACCUUUAAACGUUCCCUGAAAACUGACCUCUUCAGACAAGCCUAUCAAAUUCCAGACUCACCCACAUAACCUUCAGUGCUUCCCUAUCUAAUUACAUCCUCUGUAGAGUAUUCAUAACAUCACAUAUCUUGUCUUUCUUUAGUCUCACACCCUCCUGACACUUGGAUAACUUUGUGGGGUAUCAUCAUACAACCCAUUAAGAACCUAGCAAUCUGGUGGACCAUUAUGCAAUAGUUAGCAUCAAUCCUUGUGUAUCUAUGCCUGUUUCCCUAUAGAUUGUAAGCUUGCGAGCAGGGCCUUCCUACCUCUGUCUGUCUGUUUUUACCCAGUUUUGUUCUAUUACUGUUGUUCUAAUUGUAAAGCGCAACGGAAUAUGCUGCGCUAUAUAAGAAACUGUUAAUAAAUAAAUAAUAAAUCUCCAAUGUACUUUUCCUCUGCUGUUGAAAUUAUCACUUAUUUGUUCUGACUUGACCCUAUAAAUGCUCUUUUCUGUAAGCAUUCUCCUGGGUAGCGUCUAGUUUACCUUCGUGGAGAGGACCUUUCCCAUAACCCCCUGGGUCCAUGUCACAAUCUGUUUGGAAUAGUAAAGUGUGGCAAGCGGAGCGAGACACCGAGCCCGAAGCGUGGCGAGCGAAGCGAGCUCGCGAGGGUCCAAUGCUGCAUAGAAUUUUUUUUUACCCCAAACGAACGGAGACCGAAGAAAACAUUUAGGAGCUGUAAGGGCAGAAGUGCUCUCCUGCCUUCUCGUUUUGUUACUUCCAGGUACUGAGCACGAAGGUAACAUAGACACAACCAUUCUCCUGAGGCAUUUUCUUCAGGUUGUUGUCAAUCUGGGAAUUAACUGGUUUACUAUUUGUGUAGUGUUUGCAUAAUUGAUCUCCAGUGAACUUGCUGAAGGUUGAAUUCUGUCUCUCUGUAUAGAACGUGUUGUGGCAAAAAAAGGCCAUGUGUAGUGCUGUAACCAUUGUAAUC